CCGGGCGCGAAUAAAUCAUGCAGCCUCUGGAGUGGGCGCCGUCCGGGAUGGGGAGGAAUCGCUCCAGGGGGAAAGAGCCGCCGCAAUGAGCUGGAGUUUCCACCACUGGGGAGUUCCCGAACUGGGGGUCAAACUCUGGAUACAAUGCAGUGACGCUGGGUUUAGCAGGAACUAUUAAAUAAAGCCAUUGUUUCCCCUACUUGGAGAAAUGACCAGUACAGAAGAAGCAGGAUGAAAAGAUGGCUGACUUCUUGUUACAACCGGGUUCUAAUAGCUUCCACCGGUUCACGCUUGAAUCCUUGGCUGCUAUUGAGAAGCGAAUUGCAGAGAAACUUGCAAGGAAUGCUAAGCAGGAGUACAGAGAUCAGACAGAUGAUGAAGAAAAGCCUCGGCCUCAGUUUGACUUACAAGCUUGCAAAAAGUUGCCUGGUAUCUAUGGGACUCUUCCUCCAGAGCUCAUUGGGGAACCACUGGAGGAUCUCGACCCUUACUACAGUGACCACAAGACAUUUAUAGUACUGAACAAAGGGAAGACAAUCUUUCGAUUUAGUGCCACUCCUGCCUUGUAUAUACUUAGUCCUUUCCAUCCAGUCAGAAGAGCAGCAAUUAAAAUUUUGGUACAUUCAUUGUUCAGUAUGUUUAUUAUGUGCACUAUUUUAACCAACUGUGUGUUCAUGGCACAAUCGGAGGUUCAAUCAUGGAAUAAAUAUGUUGAGUACACUUUCACUGGCAUUUACACUUUUGAAUCAUUGAUAAAAAUACUGGCAAGAGGAUUUUGUAUGACAGAAUUCACCUUCCUUCGAGAUCCAUGGAAUUGGCUGGAUUUCAGUGUCAUUGUUAUGGCAUACAUAACUGAAUUUGUGGACCUGGGCAAUGUCUCAGCCUUACGAACGUUCAGAGUUCUUCGGGCGCUGAAAACAAUCUCAGUCAUUUCAGGAUUGAAGACCAUCGUAGGUGCACUUAUCCAGUCUGUUAAGAAACUUGCUGAUGUGAUGAUCCUGACCGUUUUCUGCUUGAGUGUCUUUGCCCUUAUAGGCCUCCAGCUCUUUAUGGGCAAUUUGAGACAUAAGUGUGUCAGGAACUACACCGAAUUUAACUCUACCAAUGGCACAUUUUAUUCAGGCGUUCAGAAGUGGAAUUCCUUGGAUGAUUUUCUUAAUGAUCCAGAAAACUACUUCAUAAAAAAUGGCACUUCGGACGCACUACUCUGUGGCAACAGCUCAGACGCUGGCACCUGUCCAACGGGAUAUAGAUGCCUAAAGGCUGGUGAAAAUCCUGAUCAUGGCUAUACAAGCUUUGAUACUUUUGGCUGGGCCUUUCUCUCUUUGUUUCGCCUGAUGACACAGGAUUGCUGGGAGCGUCUCUAUCAACAGACUCUGAGAUCUGCUGGGAAGAUCUACAUGCUCUUUUUUAUGCUGGUCAUCUUCCUGGGCUCAUUUUAUCUGAUCAACUUGAUCCUGGCUGUAGUGGCCAUGGCUUAUGAAGAGCAGAACCAAGCCACUAUUGCUGAAACAGAGGCAAAGGAAAGGAAGUUUCGGGAAGCCAUGGAAAUGUUAAAGAAAGAGCAGGAGGCACUGGCUGCUAGAGGAAUUGAUUCAAUGUCACUUAGCUCAUUUGAAAUGUCACCUUUAGCAUCCAAAAAUGCCAAAGAGAGAAGAAAUAGGAGAACGAAAAAGAGGUCCUUGGGGGUAGAAGAUUAUGGGGAAGACCAAAAGGUUCCCAUAUCUGAGUAUGAUUGUGGUCAGCGAAGAAUGACUCUCCUUGACAUUAGCUAUGGUCCAAAUGCAAACUCAGUGAAGCGCAGAACCAGCCAUGGAAGUAUAUUCAGUUUCCGAUUCCGUGGCAGAGACAUUGGCUCCGAAACAGAUUUUGCCGACGAUGAGAUCAGCACUGCCGGGGAAAAUGAAAGCCAGCGUGGCUCACUCUUAAUUCCAAGGACUGGGAGACGUUCAAGCAUGCAAAGUCAAGCAAGCCAUAGCUCUCACCCUCCUACUCCAAACUACAUGCAGAAUGGCAAGAGGAACAGCUCAGUGGAUUGCAAUGGUGUGGUUUCCUUGAUAGGAGGAGGCACCGGGGCUCACAACCCAGAUGCAACGUCUCCUACAGGGUUACUGCUGCCCCCAGUUAUUAUGGAAAACCCUGGGACAGGCGACUUGACCUCUCCAUCUGAUGAGGCAAGCAAAAAGCAGCUUUUGAUGCCCCAUCGCCUUUCAGUGGACCAUUAUGACCAGCCAUUUCAAAGACAACGAGCAGUGAGUGCAGUCAGUAUCAUUACCAGUGCCAUGGAAGAGCUUGAGGAAUCACAACAGCGAUGUCCUCCAUGCUGGAAUCAUUUUGCCGUUAAAUUUCUCAUUUGGGAUUGCUCUCCAUUGUGGUUGUUUAUCAAGAAACAUGUGAAGUUUGUGGUAAUGGAUCCAUUUACUGACCUCACGAUCACCCUUUGCAUUGUGAUGAAUACUCUCUUCAUGGCAUUGGAGCAUUACAAGAUGACAAAGGAGUUUGAUAACAUGCUUUACAUAGGCAAUCUGGUCUUCACUGGGAUUUUUACAGCAGAAAUGAUCUUCAAAAUAAUUGCCUUAGAUCCCUACUACUAUUUUCAGCAGGGCUGGAAUAUUUUUGACAGUAUAAUUGUUAUCCUAAGCCUAAUGGAACUGGGUUUAUCCAGCAUGGGAAAUCUGUCUGUUUUACGCUCAUUCAGAUUGCUGAGAGUCUUCAAAUUGGCAAAGUCCUGGCCAACCUUAAAUACUCUCAUUAAAAUCAUUGGUAACUCAGUGGGUGCCCUGGGUAACCUCACCCUGGUUCUGGCGAUCAUAGUCUUUAUUUUCGCUGUGGUAGGAAUGCAGCUUUUUGGAAAAGACUACUUAAUAAAAGUCAGCAAGAUAAGCCCUAAUAACAAUUUGCCCCGCUGGCACAUGAACGAUUUCUUCCAUUCAUUCCUUAUUAUAUUCCGAAUUCUCUGUGGAGAAUGGAUUGAAACCAUGUGGGAUUGUAUGGAAGUAGCUGGACAACCAUUGUGCCUUCUCGUCUUCUUGCUGGUCAUGGUGAUAGGAAACCUAGUGGUGCUCAACCUGUUCCUUGCCUUGCUACUGAGUUCUUUUUGUGCUGACAACCUUUCAGCACCGGAUGAAGAUGGAGAGAUGAACAAUCUACAGCUCGCUUUUGCUCGGAUCAACAGGGGGCUUCAGUAUGUGAAAAAUACAACAUGGGAUUUCUGUUGUAAUUUACUUAGGCAUCCGAAGACGACAGCUGAAAAGAAGGCAAUGAUUAAACUUGCUGCCCAGAACACAGGUGUCCUUCACAACUAUGUGAAUAGCCAUACCACUGCAGAGAUUGGUAAAGAUGUGGAGAACCACAAAGAGAACCAUGUUGACGAUGGGACUGACAAAAAUGGGCAGAAACUCCCAGUGAUUAGUGACAAUGAUGAUUUUCUGACCAACCCUGACCUGUCCAUCUGUGUUCCCAUUGCUGUGGGGGAGUCUGAUAUUGAAGAUCAAGAAGAUGAUGAGGAGCAGAGCACAUUCACAGAAAUGGAACAGCAGGAAAAACAGCUGCAACUAAAGGGGCAGCAAUGCAAAAGCCCAGGAGUCCGGAGUCAGACCUCUGAGAUUUGUGAAGAGUUAAGUGAGUUGUACGUGGAUAAGCAAUUGAAGGCUGAGCUGCCACCAGCACCACCACCACCACCACUACUCCUAGGGCAAAAAGAGCUUGAUGAAAUCAGUCUCUCUGAAGGCAGCACAGUGGAUUUGGGAAAUUCUGCAGAGCUACUGGAACAGAUCCCCGAGCUGGCUGAUGAUUUAAUGGAACCUGAGAAGUGUUUUCCAGAAGUCUGUGUCCGAUUCUUCCCUUGCUGUUCAGUGGACACCACAACAUUUUCAGGCAAAAUUUGGUGGAGGCUGAGGAAAACCUGCUACAGAAUAGUUGAACACAACUGGUUCGAAACUUUCAUCAUAUUCAUGAUUCUGCUGAGCAGCGGCACGCUGGCAUUUGAAGAUAUUUACCUUGAAGAGAGAAAAAACAUUAAAACCCUGUUGGAAUAUGCUGACAAAAUUUUCACUUACAUCUUUGUCCUGGAGAUGCUUCUGAAAUGGGUGGCUUAUGGCUUCAAGAAAUAUUUCACCAAUGCCUGGUGUUGGCUUGACUUCCUAAUUGUAGAUAUUUCAGUUGUUUGCCUGAUAGCAACAACUCUUGACUAUGACCAGCUGGGCGCUAUGAAAUCUCUCAGAACACUGAGGGCAUUGCGGCCCCUCCGAGCCCUGUCCAGAUUUGAGAGCAUAAGGGUCUCUUUAAUAAGCCUCAUAGCUAACUCACUUGGAUACUCCGAAAUGGGUCCUAUUAAAUCCCUUAGGACUCUCCGAGCUUUGAGACCAUUAAGAGCAUUGUCACGAUUUGAAGGGAUGAGGGUGGUUGUGAAUGCCCUGUUAGGCGCCAUCCCUUCCAUCAUGAACGUUCUGCUCGUCUGCCUCAUUUUCUGGCUCAUUUUUAGCAUCAUGGGAGUGAACCUGUUUGCAGGAAAGUUUGGAAAAUGCAUUAACAAGACAGCAGGAGAUAUGCCUUUAGACUCUAAAGUUGUUAAUAACAUGAGCGAGUGCAUACUCUAUAACGUGACAGGCAAUUUUUACUGGACAAAAGUUAAAGUCAACUUUGAUAACGUUGGUGCUGGUUACCUGGCUCUUCUACAGGUGGCAACAUUUAAAGGUUGGAUGGACAUUAUGUAUGCAGCAGUAGAUUCACGAGGGUGUGAGGAUCAACCUGAAUGGGAAUAUAAUUUAUACAUGUACCUCUACUUUGUGAUUUUCAUCAUCUUCGGGUCUUUCUUCACAUUGAAUCUCUUCAUAGGCGUCAUUAUUGACAAUUUUAACCAACAAAAGAAAAAGUUAGGUGGGCAAGACAUCUUUAUGACAGAGGAACAGAAAAAGUAUUAUAAUGCAAUGAAAAAACUGGGCUCCAAGAAACCCCAAAAACCCAUCCCAAGGCCACUGAACAAAUACCAAGGUUUUAUCUUUGACGUAGUCACCAAACAAGCCUUUGAUGUCUCCAUCAUGAUUCUCAUCUGCCUUAACAUGGUCACCAUGAUGGUGGAAACAGAUGACCAGAGUCUAGAAAAAGUGAACAUCCUUCAUAAAAUCAACAUGCUCUUCGUUGCCAUCUUCACAGCAGAGUGCAGCAUCAAAAUGUUGGCUUUAAGACACUACUAUUUCACCAAUGGCUGGAACAUAUUUGAUUUUGUUGUUGUGAUUCUAUCCAUUGUGGGUACCGUGCUUUCUGACAUCAUUCAACAAUAUUUUUUCUCUCCUACACUCUUCAGAGUCAUUCGCUUGGCUCGGAUUGGCAGGGUCCUAAGACUUAUACGGGGAGCCAAAGGAAUUAGAACUCUCCUUUUUGCCUUAAUGAUGUCCCUUCCUGCUCUGUUCAACAUUGGUCUCCUUCUUUUUCUGGUCAUGUUUAUUUACGCCAUUUUUGGAAUGGCUAACUUUGCCUAUGUUAAAAAGGAGAAUGGGAUUGAUGACAUGUUCAACUUCCAAACCUUCGCUAACAGCAUGCUCUGUCUUUUCCAAAUUACAACCUCAGCUGGCUGGGACGGUCUUCUCAAUCCUAUUUUAAACACUGGACCGCCAUAUUGUGAUCCGAACCUAAAAAAUGCAAAUGGUUCGAAGGGAGACUGUGGAAGCCCUGCUGUAGGGAUUCUAUUUUUUGUUACUUAUAUCAUUAUAUCAUUUCUCAUUGUUGUAAACAUGUACAUAGCCAUUAUUUUAGAGAACUUCAGCGUAGCCACUGAGGAAAGUACAGAGCCUCUAAGCGAAGAUGACUUUGAUAUGUUUUAUGAAAUCUGGGAGAGGUUUGAUCCUGAAGCGACUCAAUUUAUUGAGUAUUCUGUGCUUUCAGACUUUGCAGAUGCUCUGGCAGAACCUUUACGCAUAGCAAAACCAAACAAUAUUAAACUCAUAGCCAUGGACCUUCCCAUGGUCAGCGGAGAUAGGAUCCACUGCUUGGAUAUUUUAUUUGCUUUUACCAAACGGGUACUAGGAGAAACUGGGGAAAUGGAUGCCCUUAAAAUACAGAUGGAGGAAAAGUUUAUGGCUGCCAAUCCAUCUAAAAUUUCUUAUGAACCAAUCACAACCACACUCAGACGGAAACAAGAGGAGGUUUCUGCCAUUAUUAUCCAGAGGGCCUACAGGAGUCAUUUGUUUCAACGCUCCUUGAAGCAGGCCUCUUUCUUAUACCGUCACCAAGCUUGUGAUGGCAACAUGCUUGAAGAUGAGGCACCUGAGAAAGAAGGUCUCAUUGCAUUCAUGAUGAAUGAAAAUUAUGGUAGGCCAAUAGACAAAUCAGAAACUGUGUCCUCAACAUCUUUCCCUCCAUCCUAUGACAGUGUCACCAGAGCCACUAGUGACAACCUCCAGCUAAAGGUGACAGACUCUAGCAAAAGUGAUGAACCUGUAUAUUAUCUGCUAUCUCCAGACAGAGAUAAAGAAUCAAUUGUCUAAAUGUUUGUUUAGAAUGCUUUAAAAUAUUGUUUACAGAAUGUAAUGCUGUAACUACACAACAAUUGAAGCAGCCUUCUUAUUAAAUAUUAGUUGCAAAAUAAACAAUGGAGUUUUUACCCUUAACUAUGGGAGUCGAUAAGUUAUAACCUUUGACCCUGCUCUUUUCACCAUUGCUCAAUGUUUAUAUAUGCACAGGGAGAAUCUAUGCAGGGUCAUAGCUGUUAUAUCAGUGGUGUGAUUAUGAAUCUGCUAGACUGUAAAACAGUAAACACAGUGUAUAUCUAUCCACAGAUAAAGCCAGGCUGUAAACAUUCAUUUAAGGUCUUACUCAUAUUAGUGUGUUUACUUAUGGCAAUGUAUGACCUUGCAUUCUAAAAAGAAAAAGAAUAUAUCACAGCUGCUGUAGCAAAAUGUAACACUUACUGUAUAUGUUGUGAAUGGUCUUUCAUAAAUUUAUUAUAUUUGAUAUUUUUUUACUUAAAUCAAAUAAUUGUCUCUUUUUCCAUGGAGAUAGAUGAUCCUUACAGCCGACAUGUUAAACUCUGAACCAAGGUAACAAUAAUUGGUGGGACUCCCGUCAGUCAUAGAGGAAAAUUGUUGCAAAAUAAAAUAUUUAAUCAACAACAUAUAACUAUUUAUUACACUAUGACCUCCCCUUUGGGACAUGUAACUGCUUGUCAUCAGUAAUACAAAAUAAAAAUGAGGAGGAAGAAAGUGAUGUCAAAUAAUAAAGAGAGAAAUGGCUUGUUCUACCCUACAGGAAAUCAGACAGUAAUGGAUGCUGCUUGUAAAACAAUUAAUAAAAAUACUAAUUUUUUAGUAUGUUUCAAGAAUAUGCUUUGCUUGUUGUAAGCAAACUCUCUUAGAAAUAGGUUAUGACCCUGUAAUCUGAUGUAAAAUGCCCCAAAGUACUAUGUAUCCAGAUAGAUUUUCUGUUAAGUGAGUGGGAUAGGAUGUUUUCUCCAAUGACAUGGAGCAAAGCAUGCUUAAUAUAAUAUAUGGAGAUAUACCUAUAUCUCAUAGAGCUGGAAGGGACCUUGAAAAGUCAUUGAGUCCAGCCCCCUGCCUUCACUAGGCAGGACCAAGUACUGAUUUUGCCCCAGAUCCCUAAAUUGCCUCCUCAAGGAUUGAACUCAUAAUCCUGGGUUUAGCAGGCCAAUGCUCAAACCACUGAGCUAUCCCGCCCCCUUAGUGCAAGUUCUAUGCAUCAAUAUUACUUUCUAAUGCUUUGAUGCAGGUUGUGAAGUGCGGGAGGGUUGUUACAGUGUUAUCAAUGGGGUGGGAGGGUCUGUACAAAAGUUCUGAUAUAUAGAAUCCCUUCUGGGUUUCUAUCUUUCACUUUACUGGAGGCUGUGUUUAGAUUACUGGGGAACCUUCCUUUUUGCAGGCAGGCAGAGGAAUAGUUGCAUGUGAAAUACCAAUCAGUCGCAGGCCAAACAUAUGACAGCAAUGGGGUCCCAUUAUAAGUGCUUUAGGAGUAGACAUUUUUAGUGGUUUUAUACUGUAAAAAAAAAUUAAUUUAUUAUCAACCUUCCAGCCUUGGCAAAAUGUGAGGAAGUGUCUGUGGAAUAUAAAGAGACAAGUCAAUGGUUACAGAAAAGCCCUCUCUUUGUUAUUUUCAAAUAUGAUGGUACUUGGGUUUGGUGCGUCUUCAUGGGAGGUCUUGCCUGAGAAGUCUGUAAUGAGCGAUUGCACCACAAGGAAUAGUAGCCAUGUUUUUCACCUUGCAGAAAAAGAAUUAUCAAGAAUGUAUUUAAAGUGUACUGUAGUUGACAUUUAGUUACAUUCUAGAUUAUAAAGGUGUCAAAAUCCACGUGGGGUUGUUACUGAGAAUCUUAGCUAUCCAGCAACAAGACCAUGUUACAAUGAAAUUUUCCUGUCACCACAUCAUCUGUUGACAAAAUGAGUCAGAAUAUGUGAAGAAAACACAUAAAAUAAUAUGACUACAUAUAUGUUAAUGAAUUUUUCUUCAUCCAAUGAGAGGUGUCUCAAGCAUUCAGUUUUGUGAGUGAUCGAUUGGUUAUUCGGGGGACUUGAUGUCAGGUUUGUUCCUGAUUCUUGCUGUGUGAUUUUUAGGUAAACAAUUUAACCUAUCUGUGCCUCAGUUUACCCAUCUAUAAAAUGGGGAUAAUAAUACUUAUCUACCUCACAGGAGUGUUGUAAGACUUAAUUAAUGGCUGCAAAGCACUCUGAGGGUGAAAGGCACUCUGUAAGUAUUAUUAUAAUCAUUCUCUCUUUCCCCCUAGCCCCCUCUUUAUGGUGUACACCAUAGAGAUUUUCCUUCUGGGAUUUUGUUGCCUUUGAAUCUUGUAUGUAAUUAGAUUCCAACUUAAGGAAACUACUCCAAAUGUGUUUUUCAGAGUGGAAUUUCUCCCUCCCCCAAUAAAUUUUGCUCAUGACUUCUCAAGUUAGAGAACCUUUCCACAGAUUCCUUGUGUAAUUUAUGCUGUAAUAUUAUACUGAUUGUACAUAUAACCCAGAAAGAAUAUGUGAUAUUUUAUAUUUAUAAGUGUGUAUCAUGCAAGUUUUUAGAAUGGUUGACACUCAAACAACAUGACUUACUGAUUAAAUUUUUUUCUCUUGAAAGAGAAUUAUUGAUCAUUAGAAACGAGCUGCUGCCUCUAACUGAACGAAAUAGGAAAUACACAUACAUGCCAAACAAAACCACAUUUAUUAAUUGACAACUAGUAGGAUUAUUUUCUUUUCAAAAUUGAAGAACAAAAUGGAGGAGGAAAAAUGCUAAUUGAAUGGGUAUUGCUCAUCUAAUUUCUUAAUAUACAAAAAAAAUCCUAUUUUUAGACCAAAGACUGAAUAGUGGUGAUAGGUUGUUCACAUUAUUUUGUUAUUAUUUUUAAUUAUUUGUUACUUGAUUUAGCAGAUAUAUUAAAAUGUAACUUCUUAAUAUACUAUAAAUAACACCGAAGCCAAAUAAUAGAAUGCUGUGAUAAAAAAAAUUAGCUGGCUACUGAUUAUAUUACAAGAAAGCUCUUCCAGCAAUCAGUGGACCCCUGAGAUGAGCAUCGUUUUAAUUACUGCAAGACCCUACCAUAUCAGUACAAUUGCAAACUCUACUAUGUUGUACCCCAAAGCUGUAAAAAAGUGAGUCUGAAAGAGGGUCUUAACUAUAGAUAUUUACAGUAAACUUUCUAAAAAGAAAUUGUAAAUUAGGUUCAAAAUGGACUUUGUAAAAAUUUCUAUUGGAUUUUUCUAUUAUUUUCUGGAACCUUUCUUGAGAACUGAAGUGUAAUUGCUGCAUUUGUAUUAGAUGUCGGACUCCCUUAAAAACUUCAAGUACCUGACCUGCAAGUCUUUACUAAAGGAGAUACCGAUCACAAUAUAUCAGUGGUACAACCUCCCAGUGUAGUGAUAUUGUAGUUAGUGACUUGAUAGACAGUGCAUACUUAUUAUAAGCAUGAGGAGUGCUGUCAUUUUCUGCGGAUUUGCUCAAUAAAGAGUACAGCAUGAAUCAUCAAACUACAAAAAGAGCACAUUAAAACUUCAGCCAAUAUCACAGGACAUACUAAGCUAUUUGUAUCUGGAAAAAGCCAAGUUUACUAUGUUUCUUUAUUAAAUAAAUAAGGAUAACACAUA
This is a messenger RNA of Malaclemys terrapin pileata, 10076 nucleotides long. Its product is annotated as sodium channel protein type 5 subunit alpha-like. Lineage: Eukaryota; Metazoa; Chordata; Testudines; Emydidae. Gene Ontology annotation, cellular component: axon; voltage-gated sodium channel complex; plasma membrane. Gene Ontology annotation, biological process: sodium ion transmembrane transport; membrane depolarization during action potential; neuronal action potential. Bases 240 to 6485 code for a protein of 2081 amino acids. The transcript is spliced from 29 exons. The record is from RefSeq and is a predicted model, not a curated record. Gene Ontology annotation, molecular function: voltage-gated sodium channel activity.